Syngnathus acus (greater pipefish) is the source of this 2390-nucleotide messenger RNA. It is a transcript of the gene fem1a, whose product is annotated as fem-1 homolog a. The record is from RefSeq and is a predicted model, not a curated record. Gene Ontology annotation, molecular function: protein binding. NCBI's taxonomy places the organism in Eukaryota, Metazoa, Chordata, Actinopteri, Syngnathiformes, Syngnathidae. The transcript has a single exon. Bases 179 to 2032 code for a protein of 617 amino acids.
UCGAGCAACACAAACGCCAUCUUGCCAGCGCCCUCAAAAUGGAAGCAAGAUGAGAGCUCAAAGCAGAGCCCGGACCAAAAUUCCUUCGACGCGCUUUUAAAAGCUACACUCACCUCUUUGAUGGUCAACGAGUGGUUAUGGGGUUGAUGUCAUGUGAGGCAACGCGGAGCCCUUAACCAUGGAUAUAACUACGGCUGUGUUCAACGCGGCCAGAGAUGGUAAGCUGAAACUUAUCCAGAAGUUGCUGAGCAACAAAACUCCCGAAGAGCUCGAAGCUCUAGCCGAAGAGAAAACACAAGGAGGCACUCCUCUCUUGAUAGCGUCGCGAUAUGGACACUUAGAUGUCGUAGACUACCUCCUUGAGCAUUGUAAAGCUAAUGUCGAACUCGGGGGCUCGGUGAACUUUGACGGGGAGACCAUCGAAGGAGCUCCGCCGUUGUGGGCGGCUUCGGCUGCCGGUCACCUCGCGGUGGUCAAGACUCUUUUAAAACACGGUGCCUCGGUGAACAACGCGACUCUGACGAACUCCACACCGCUGCGAGCUGCCUGCUUUGACGGCCACUUGGAGAUCGUCCGCUACCUGGUGGAGCACAGGGCUGACAUGGAGGUGGCCAACAGACACGGCCACACCUGUCUGAUGAUUUCCUGCUACAAGGGCCACAAGGAGAUAGCCAAGUUCCUCCUGGACCGUGGUGCUGAUGUCAACCGUAAAAGUGUCAAAGGAAACACGGCCCUCCACGAUUGCGCCGAGUCAGGCAGCCUGGACAUCAUGAAGUUGUUGUUAAAGUGUAGCGCUCGCAUGGAACGGGACGGUUACGGGAUGACCCCGCUCCUAGCGGCCAGUGUUACGGGACACACCAACAUUGUGGAGUACCUCGCCCACCAGCCCCGCACUUCCAGGGAGGAACGCAUAGAUGCGCUCGAGCUGCUCGGAGCCACUUUUGUGGAUAAAAAACGCGAUCUUUUGGGAGCGAUGAGGUACUGGAGACGAGCCAUGGAGCUCAGGCAGCCAGGGGAAAAAGCAGGGUGCUUGACCAAGCCCCCACCCGGGCCCCCCGUUCCGGCCUACGGCUGCGCGCAGGAGGUGAACAGUGCAGAGGAGCUGGAGGCUCUGAUCACAGACCCCGACGAGAUGAGGAUGCAGGCCUUGUUGGUUCGCGAGCGCAUCUUGGGUCCAUCCCACCCGGACACCUCCUAUUACAUCCGCUACAGGGGAGCCGUCUACGCAGACUCUGGCAAUUUCGAAAGAUGCAUCAGUCUGUGGAAAUACGCCUUGGAUAUGCAGCAGAGCAACCUGGACCCACUCAGCCCCAUGACGGCCUCCAGCUUCUUGUCCUUUGCCGAGCUCUUCUCCUUUGUCCUUCAAGACCGCGCCAAAGGCACCCUGUCAACUCGCAUCACCUUCCACGAUCUGAUGACCGUGUUAGGUAAAAGCGUGCGGGAGGUGGAGCGAGCCGUGGCGCAGAAGGACAAUCCGCCCGAGGCGCCUCAGUUCACCAAGGCGCUGGCCAUUAUCCUCCAUCUCAUCUUCCUGCUGGAGAAGCUGGAGUGCAACCCCGAGCAGGAGCACCAGAAGAAGCACACGGUCUACCGCCUGCUGAAGCUGAAUCCCCGCGGCCGUUGCGGCUUCACGCCGCUCCACAUGGCCGUGGAUAAGGAAACCACGUCGGUGGGCCGCUACCCCGUGGGCCGCUUUCCCUCCCAGGCGGUGGCGUCGCUGCUGCUGGAGUGCGGCGCCGACGUGGACGCGCGGGACUGCGAGAACAACACGGCGCUGCACAUCGCCGCCUGCAACGGCUGCCCAGAGAUCAUGGUGCUUCUCAUGAAGGCCGGGGCGCACUUUGACGCCACCAACGCGCGGAGGAAGGCGGCCUACGAACUGCUAGACGAGCACAAUAUGGGUGACCCGGCUCUCUACCCGCUCAACUACAUCACCCUUCAGUGCCUGGCAGCCCGUGCGGUGGAAAAGCACAGACUUCCUUACAGGGGACUCAUCACCGAGGAGAUGGAAGCGUUUAUUGAGCUGCACUGACCUCCAUGACGACGCUAAUUUGCAUCAAACUUCUUUUGACCCCGUUGCUUGCUUUCCUCCUCCUUUGUUCCACCACAAAUGUUCGGUCCAGCGUUUGAAAUAAAAUUCGAAUGGGCGACCUUAGCAAACGACCGCACCCGCUCAAAUGAAAAACAUUUAAAGGCCAUGGGUUGACACGUGCUUGGUACAUUAUUUAUUGGUUCUAGUUGCUUCCUGUUUGAUGACGUGUUGUGUCUGUUUGGAAGGAUGUUACAGUUGCAGUGCCAACCAUGGCGUCAUUAUGGUCUUUGUGAUGCAAGCCACAAACAUCGUUUGGAUUUAAUACUUGGGAUUCCUCAGGUGAUUUUGAUGAAAAUAU